UUGAUAAGAGAAAGGGGCGGUGGAAGGCGUCGGCUAGUUGGAUGGAUAGAUCCAGUUGGAUUCGUUUGUGGGAGGCGAAUAUUCCCCCGAAGCUGAAGGUCUUUGUUUGGCAAAUUUUGAAUCGAAUCCUCCCCACCACUGAGGCCCUUAUAGAUCGUAAGGUCCCUAUCCUUCCUCGGUGUCCUGUCUGUUGGGGUGGCCCGGAAACCAUGGAGCAUCUGUUUCUGGAUUGUCCUGUUGCGCGUGUGCUUUGGGGUUAUGCGGGGCUCGAAUACUUAGGGGAGGGGUUGCCUCGGCAUACUUUCCCUCUGUUUCUUAAGCGUUUGCUGCCCUUAAUUCAGCAGCCGACGCUCCUCAUGGCAGUUGUCUCGGUCCUUUGGCGCAUCUGGAGGUCUAGAAAUUGGGUGGUGUUUGAAGGAAAGCAGUUUGGAUUCCCCGCUUUGAUGAGACAGUUUUCCCAGCAGUAUGAGGAAUGGGUGGGGUUGCCGGCGGAUGCGCCCUCCAUGCCUUCCCCCCGAUGAGCUCUCCACCAGGUGUGUUGGGCCAGGCUGCUGGGGUUGUUUGUCUGUGGGAUGGGGCUACCAGGAAGGGAUCACAUUCAGCAGGUGGUAUGGUUCUUCGGUCUCCGUCUGGGGGUGUGCUUAUGGCUAAAGGGAUCCAGUUCCCGGGGAUUGAUGACCCAACCAUGGUGGAGCUGCUUGUGCUCCGGGAGGCUAUCGCUUGGUGUUUAGGCCAGGGCUUCACGGGGAUGAGGUUUGAAGGGGAUGCCAAGGUCAUUAUUGAUAAAACCAACUGUAAGGAUGCUAGUGAUAGCCGGAUGGGUGCUGUUUUGGAAGAAGUUUUACAAUAAUUUUGUAGCAACCCUGGGCUUAGUGUGCGAUUUGUAGGUCGGCGUAGUAAUAGGGUAGCCCAUUUGGUGGCUAGAAAAGCCCCCUCUUUGUACCCGACUACGAGUCGUUUCUUUGAUUUUCGAGCCUGGCUGGGGUCCAGGAUUUAACUAUCUAUGUUUUGGUAUCAAUAUAUGAUUAUCUUUUGUCAAAAAAAAAAAACAAUUGAGUAAUUUCCGUCACAAAAAAGUUAAAUAUAGUCCUCAAAAUUCUUACUCUGUCUUAAGACUCUUAACAAAUCAGAACCCAAAAUUCAAUAUCGAAAGAUAACAAUGAAAAGAAACAUGCAACUCAAUUUCCAGUGCAAUCGAAACUUGAAAGAAAUAGAGGAAGGUACGUCCAAUUUUGAAUACGACCUAGAUGAAAGUCUAGUGGGCGUGUCAUGUUGGCUUGCAACGUAAAAUCAGGUUAUAAAAUUGAAAUGAACAUGAACAGAGUUUUCAUUAUUGGUUAAAUUAGAGUUAUCACUGUUCUAACCAAUUCAUCAACAAAUUUCGCAAUUGAAAGAAGAAAAAAAAAACAUAUUCCAGGGUAUCAAUUCCUAAAUAUACAAUCAAAUCACACUUUAAUUUACUUAUCACCAUAAAAAAUUACAACAAAUUUCAUUUUGGGUUCCUAUACUAUUGCUUCACCUUCACCCGCUUCAUUAUUUUCACCAGUAACAAACGCCAUCAACUACUCCACUAUCUAGCCCAUAAACAUUUUAUUUCUUCUCAAUAUUGUAACUAAAUCUCCAUCACCGACUCUUACCUUCUUUAUUAAAAAAAAAAUUAAAAUGAAAAAUAAGAAGUAAAAUACUAUGGAGUUUACUAAAUCUUACAUGGAAAAGGUUAUUACAAUUUAAGAUUGCUAAUGACCUUUAUAAAGAGAUUAUAAAUAAUAUAUGAAGUUUCUUAAUAUUCGUAUAUAUUAUAAAUAUUGCAUUCUAAAGUCAAAAAGACUCUUAUUGAUAUUACUAUAGUUGAAUUAGGAGGACUAUUAUUAUAUUGUUUACCGUGGUGUUUAUUGAUGUUUUUUAUUAUAAAGUAUAAGGACCUUUUUUUUUAUCAUAACAGUUGGCCGGAUACGUUUUAUCAUGAUACAAACAACAAUAGUAAUUUUUUGAAACAAAAUACAUUUUCAUUUUAGUUUAUAAAAGAGUAAUUUUUAAAUAUUGCACAAAUAAAAACACAUGGAUCAUAAAUUGAAAAUGGAUCAUAAAUUUUUCUGACAUCCUAACUGAUUCAUCAACUAAGUCUUGUAAGAGAAUCAACUCCAAAAAAUUCUUCCAAAUCACACUCCAAUUAGAAAUUACUACAUAUUUUGUUUUGGAUUUCGCAAUUGCUUCAUCAUUAUCAUUAUUAUCCUCACCAAUACCGGUUUCUUCCUUCCUCUUCUACAUUUCAAUGAAAGCAAAUAUAUGAUAUUUGCUCUUUCUCACUAAUAAUUGUCCCUCCUUUAUUCUCCACAACAUCUUAUCUCUAUCACAGAAUGUACAACCUUGAUCAUUAUUAGAAGAUUAUUCCUUCUUCCCCUAAAUUUAAUUUCAUUGCAAUCAAGAACUUAAUUGUAUUAUAUUUACAAAAAUAUGAAACACCAUUUUUUUAUCAAAUUAGAAAGAAAACAUCUUCCUAAAUUUUUGUUCAUACUAUCUUACUUAUUGCUACAUAUCACAUGCACAAAUAAACGUUCAUCUAAAUGAAUCACUAAAACCUUUUAAAGUUAAUUUGAAUGUGAUUGCAAGUUUUUUUUUGCUUACAACCAGAGUUACCAAACAAAAAGUUUAUAUUUUCACGCGGGCAUGUCUAUGAUGAUUUGGCCAAACUCCAAAUAAAAUAUAAUGAGAGUC
This is a messenger RNA of Linum trigynum, 2715 nucleotides long. The record is from the annotation of a GenBank genome assembly. NCBI's taxonomy places the organism in Eukaryota, Viridiplantae, Streptophyta, Magnoliopsida, Malpighiales, Linaceae.